GAUUUUUUUUUUUUUUUUUGGGUGUCUUUUUUCUCUCUAAUCCCUAUGUACCUAGUACAAAAUUUGCCAACCAUACAUGAUAAUCCCAAAAUCUAAGACAAACCCAUUUCAAUUCGGCUCCGAUUCUAUCCAACCCAUCUCACAAGAUUUCCUUUUGACCAAUUCUAUGACCCCCAAUAUUCUAUUUCUGACAGCUUAAAAACUUUCUCUCAUUUUCCUUCACUUUCCCGGGAAAAUAAAAUUUUAUUUUUUCCAACAUCCUAAUUAUGGCCGCAGCUCUUAGAUCCAAACCCUACAAGGAAACGACGUCGUUGACGGUCUCUCAGUUCCGGUACUUCCUACUGAACUACAUGCACGACGGUCGUAUCGGCACGGCAGCUGGUUCUCAGUGUGCGAAUCGUACGAAGUGGGACGACCCUUACAUGAACACCCCUUAUCACUUCACUUCCUUCAAGCCCGUGUCUUUGCGCGGCGAGUUCAUCGAAAAGGGUACCCAAUUCUCCGAUUUCAGUCGGAGAUUCACUCAGCUUGACAAGAAUUGGAGCAAUAGGUGUGGUGCUAAUGCUACUGUGUUGAGCUCUGAUGGGGGGGACCCGAGGGAGGUGUGGUCUGGAGAUGGGAUUGUGAUACGGUCGGGCAAUUCGAGCAUGCAUGUGGUUCGUGGUGGCGGUGGAGGUGGCGGCGGCGGCGGUGCGAGUGGCGGCUCAGGCGGUGGUGGGUUCGGGUCGAAUUCGAAGGAUGAGGCUUGGGGAGGGUCUAAUUUGGGUAAUAGUUUUCCCACGCCAAAGGAGAUUUGUAAGGGGCUUGACAAGUUUGUAAUUGGGCAGGAGAGGGCUAAGAAGGUGCUUGCUGUGGCUGUUUACAAUCACUAUAAGAGGAUAUAUUAUGAGUCCCUACAAAAGUGGUCGGCAGGAGAUUCAGGUAACAAGAAAGUAGAGGAAAUGGAUGAUGAUAAAGUGGAACUUGAGAAGAGUAACAUUCUUUUAAUGGGGCCAACAGGCUCAGGGAAGACAUUACUUGCCAAAACUUUGGCCCGGUUUGUGAAUGUUCCCUUUGUUAUUGCAGAUGCAACUACACUAACUCAGGCAGGAUAUGUAGGGGAAGAUGUGGAGUCCAUAUUAUACAAACUCCUUACGGUUGCUGACUAUAAUGUGGCAGCUGCCCAGCAAGGCAUUGUUUACAUUGAUGAAGUUGACAAGAUUACCAAAAAGGCCGAGAGCCUUAAUAUUAGUAGAGAUGUGUCUGGGGAGGGUGUUCAACAGGCAUUACUGAAGAUGCUGGAAGGAACAGUUGUCAAUGUUCCUGAGAAGGGAGCUCGAAAGCAUCCUAGAGGCGAAAACAUACAGAUUGACACGAAGGAUAUUCUCUUCAUCUGUGGAGGUGCCUUCAUUGACUUGGAGAAAACAAUCUCAGAAAGGCGCCAAGAUUCUUCUAUUGGAUUUGGUGCUCCAGUACGUGCCAACAUGAGGGCUGGUGGUGUUACAGAUGCUUCUGUUGCAUCAUCUUUAUUGGAGACUGUUGAAAGUAGUGACCUCAUUUCAUAUGGUUUAAUACCAGAAUUUGUUGGAAGAUUUCCAAUCCUUGUCAGUUUGUCAGCUCUAACUGAAAACCAACUUGUGCAGGUUCUUACAGAGCCAAAAAAUGCCCUUGGGAAACAAUACAAAAAGAUGUUCCAGAUGAAUGGUGUCAAGCUGCAUUUAACGGAAAAUGCCUUGAGAUUAAUUGCUAAAAAAGCAAUGUCUAAAAACACUGGGGCUCGGGGCUUGCGGGCAAUAUUGGAGAAUAUAUUGAUGGAGUCUAUGUUUGAGAUUCCCGAUAUUAGAACAGGUGAUGAUAUAAUAGAUGCAGUUGUAGUUGACAAAGAGGCUGUUGGAUCCGAGGGACGUGGAUCUGGAGCUAAGAUUCUGUAUGGAAAGGGUGCAUUGGAUCGUUAUCUUUCACAACAAAAAGUAAAGGAUUUAGAGACCACUGCAGAGGGGUCUGAAGUAGAACCUGAAGUGGAUAUAGAAUCUCCUUCUAUUGUUGCCAGCAUGUAACCUUUGGUGAAAUUCACUUGUAUUCUCACCCUUUGUACAUAAUAAUAAGUUAUACAUUUAUUUUUAAUAAUGAUAUAAUAUGCAAUUGUACUUUAUACCAUAGUCA
This is a messenger RNA of Quercus lobata, 2142 nucleotides long. RefSeq names its product CLP protease regulatory subunit CLPX1, mitochondrial-like. Gene Ontology annotation, biological process: protein folding. The record is from RefSeq and is a predicted model, not a curated record. Lineage: Eukaryota; Viridiplantae; Streptophyta; Magnoliopsida; Fagales; Fagaceae. Gene Ontology annotation, molecular function: ATP-dependent protein folding chaperone; ATP hydrolysis activity; ATP binding. The coding region runs from base 267 to 2036 and encodes 589 amino acids. The transcript is spliced from 15 exons. Gene Ontology annotation, cellular component: mitochondrial matrix.